Molecule: messenger RNA, 4135 nt
Organism: Phycodurus eques (leafy seadragon)
Lineage: Eukaryota; Metazoa; Chordata; Actinopteri; Syngnathiformes; Syngnathidae
Product: potassium voltage-gated channel subfamily KQT member 5-like
Exons: 15
Coding region: 191-3325 (1044 amino acids)
Biological process (GO): potassium ion transport; transmembrane transport
Cellular component (GO): membrane
Molecular function (GO): voltage-gated potassium channel activity
Source: RefSeq, a predicted model, not a curated record
CGCACACGCAAAAAAAGUGCAGCCCAAGUCCAUAGUUCGGAGUCAAUGCAGUACGCGGAGAGGUUGGAGCAGCUCGACGAGAGGAAAGAGAGGAGGGCGCUCAAAGUGUGACGGCUUCUCGCUCAGUCGGCUGUUUCACUCCCAGCUGCGUGUCGGGCACACGCUCUCGAUUGCGCCCUCCGGUGAUGCCAUGCCACGGAAACACAGCGGAGACGAAGGCGCCACCGGGCUCUGGAUGAGGACCUCGCCGGGCCACUGCGCCGUGCAAGAUGUCGAAUCCGGACGCAAGAUGAUGAACAGCGCGAGAGACGGCUUGCUGUCGGCCUCCAGCGCCGUCGGUGCCGGCGGUUCGGACAGCCUGCGAGAGAAGCGAGGAGCCCGGCUCAGCCUGCUCGGCAAGCCGCUCAUCUACAGCGCGCAGAGCGGCCGCAGGAAUGUGCGCUACCGGCGGCUGCAGAACUACCUGUACAAUGUGCUGGAGCGACCGAGAGCCUGGGCCUUCGUCUACCACGCCUUUGUGUUCAUAUUGGUCUUCAGCUGCCUGGUCCUCUCUGUGUUCUCUACCAUUCCAGCUCAUCAGGUUUUCUCCUCCUAUUGUCUUCUUAUUUUGGAGUUUGUCAUGAUUGUGGUGUUUGGGUUAGAGUACAUCAUCCGCAUCUGGUCGGCAGGAUGCUGCUGUCGCUACAGAGGAUGGCAGGGGCGACUCCGCUUUGCCAGAAAGCCUUUCUGCGUCAUUGACAUCAUAGUGCUGAUUGCAUCAGUUGCUGUGGUGUCGGCAGGUAGCCAGAGCAACAUCUUUGCCACAUCAGUCCUUCGUAGCCUUCGUUUCCUACAGAUCCUACGCAUGGUGCGGAUGGACCGGAGAGGGGGUACAUGGAAGCUGUUAGGGUCUGUGGUCUACGCACACAGCAAGGAACUGGUGACUGCUUGGUACAUUGGUUUCUUGGUUCUCAUCUUCUCUUCAUUCCUCGUCUACCUUGUGGAGAAUAAGUUCAACAAGGAGUUUGCCACAUAUGCCGAUGCCUUGUGGUGGGGCACGAUCACUCUAACAACCAUUGGCUACGGGGACAAGACACCAAAGACAUGGACAGGAAGGAUGCUGUCUGCAGGGUUUGCUCUGCUGGGCAUCUCUUUCUUUGCCUUACCUGCAGGUAUUUUGGGCUCAGGUUUUGCCCUGAAAGUCCAAGAGCAGCACAGACAGAAGCACUUUGAAAAGAGGAGAAACCCUGCAGCUUACCUCAUCCAGUGUGUUUGGCGUAGUUAUGCGGCUGAUGAACACUCGGUUUCCAUUGCUACCUGGAAGCCUCACUUGAAGGCGUUGCAUACCUGCAGCCCUACAAAAAAAGAACAAGGAGAACCAACGACAAGCCAGAAACUCAGUUUCAAGGAGCGGGUGAGGAUGGCUAGCCCAAGAGGUCAGAGCAUCAAGAACAGGCAGAUAUCCUCAAUGAAUGACCGUCGUUCUCCAGUGGCAGAGGCUGGUACAGAGGGCACCAGCCCUGCCAAGGUACAGAAGAGCUGGAGUUUCAAUGACCGCACACGCUUCAGACCCUCACUGCGCCUUAAAAGCCAGUCGCGAUCCACCACUGAUGCAGACUCUAACGUGGCAGGAGAGGAUGGUUUUGAUGAGAAGGGCUGUCACUGUGAAAUCUCAGUGGAGGACUUGCUGCCCUCUGUCAAGUCCGCCAUUAGAGCCAUUAGAAUAAUGAAGUUCCAUGUUGCAAAGAAGAAGUUCAAGGAGACCCUGCGUCCUUAUGAUGUGAAGGAUGUGAUUGAGCAGUACUCUGCAGGUCAUUUGGACAUGUUGUGCCGCAUUAAGAGCCUACAAACCAGGCUGGACAUGAUUGUAGGCCCACAGCCCCUGUGCAGUCGUGCCAAGACCUUUUCCUCCCCCUCCCUGCCUCUCUAUUACAGCCAGGGCAGAAAGAACUCCACCCAAGGGGUUGACCAAAUCCUUGGGAAGGGACAGAUCCCACUGGACAAGAAGAUUCGUGAGAAGUUGCUGUCUGAUGGAGAUCUGCUAGAAGACAUGAGCAUGCUGGGUCGUGUUUGUAAAGUGGAGCGCCAGGUCCAGUCAAUUGAGUCAAAACUCGACUCCUUGCUCGACAUCUAUCGCCAGGUCCUGCGGAAAGGCUCAUCCACAGCUCUCACACUUUCAUCUCUGCCACUGUUUGAGCUGGAACAGACUUCAGAUUACCAGUCCUCUGUCUUCAGCAAAGAUCUCUCCUUCCCCAGCCAGGUGAGCAGCAGUGCAGAGCCUCACCCUGGUGGCUGUGCCACACACUCCUCGACCAACCCUCACCUCUCCCAGGGAGGACUCCAUCUCAUCCUGGCGACCCCAAAUGAUCUCGAUCUUAAUACCUCCAGCACUACACCUCCUUCUGGCCCUGCUUCCUCAACUUUAAGCCCAUCGCCUUUGCCACAGCACCACCAUCUGCACCACCACCACCAUCAUCUUCCCCAACAUCAGCCCCUGGAUCAGUCCACCACACCUGAAAGUGCCAAUGAUGAAACAGCGGGGAGCUCUCCUCCCAUCCUCACACCAAAUAGUAUCAGCAGUGGUGGGGGUGGAGGAGCAGCAGAUGGGGGAUUUUGUCUUCUGGCAAGGCUCCCGCCACCACCACCUCCUAAUAGGAAUGUAGGUCUAAGCAGCUUGAGGCGAGCAUCCUCCAAUGAAAAUUCCCCUGAAAUUGAAGACUUCUGUGGAGGUCAAGGAAUGCAAAUAAAGGACAGCAAUGUGGUGGAGGAAGUUGGCCUAGAUUUGGGGCUCUGCACACUGGGAAAGCACCUACGGGGUAGCGCCAACAACAAGGGUAGACUUAACACCAAGGAGGAGGGCUCCUGGAGGCGGCAUAUGAGUCUUGAGCUAGAGCCCCUGGUACCAGCAACCCUAAACUACUGCUCAGGUACCAGUCACUUAGAUCACAGUCUGGGUAAGUCUGUGUCAGUGCAGGACUUGAUGCAGACAGCCCAAAGCAAAGUGCAAGGCACCCACUGCAACAUUUCAUCCCCAAGCCGCAGUAGAAACUCCUCCACUGGCUUCCAAAGAUGUCGCCAAGACCUAGGCGGAAGGGGAACUGACAAAGGUGGCUGGGGGGAGGAAGAACUUUUUAUCAACGACUGGGAGGUGGAGAUGCAGGGGUUUGAUUUCUUGUCACAUGGGACAGUUGAGGCUUCCUCAUACUCCUCAGAACUCUUGAGAACAGAGGCAACGACAAGAGGAGGCUCACAGGGGUCCAACCAUAGCCUGGCCACUGGUCACUCCUCCUCGCCUUCUGCUGGCAGCACUGAAUUACUGAAAAUGCCUCAUGUACGAUUAAAAUAGACUGGGUUGCGUGUUCGGAGGGUGUGGAAAUCUCACAUCAUAGAAGGACAGCUUUUAUCAUUGUUUGAAAGAGUGUGAAGUUGGAAUUUUUAAAAAAAAUCUUAUUUGAUAAAAAUCACAGUAUUUUAUACUGGUCAUCAGGCUCACCAGAUAUGACUUACUGUUUAAUUGCAGAAAUUAACCAGUUUUCCCUCUGAACCUUACACGUAAAAGACAAUUGGUGGUGGAUGCAUGAAACUAUACUAUACUGUCCAUUGAAUGUCAAGAGACUAGAAAGACAGUUUACAUUCCAAAAAUGUAAGUCAUGGACACUGACCAUGGGCAUUUUAAAAAAAAAAUGAUUAGUCUCGUCAUACCAAUCCCAAUAACUCCCCAAAAUAAUGAUCAUAUUCCCAUUGUAAUACAUUUCCCCCCGCUUGUGUAAUUUAAAUGUCAUGACAGGAAAGAGUGCAUUGUGCUAUUGUGUAACUACAGUAUUUUUAAGUCAUCACAUCCAGUGAUGAUGUAGGCCAUAAGGUUUAAUUAUCAAAUUGUCAUUUACACAUUUUCUAAUGAAAUCUGCCCAGUGGUUGUCCACAUUUUGACAACCAUAACCAAACUGUCAAAAUGUUGAAAGGCUGUCAAUGGAUGUUCUUAAAAUGUGUACAAAGAAGUGUAAAUCUAACAUUCUAUUGUACAGUACGUAUUGGCUUUUAGAUCGCAACAAGUGGACAAUCUAAGGUUUUCUGGUUUAGAACAUAAACAGUGUUUUCUUAAGUAAUCGUGUGCUUGCUUUUCGUUAUCUGAAAUCACAUCAAUGUGGAAUGUACA